This is a messenger RNA of Labrus mixtus (cuckoo wrasse), 1964 nucleotides long. It is a transcript of the gene ehd4, whose product is annotated as EH-domain containing 4. The record is from RefSeq and is a predicted model, not a curated record. NCBI's taxonomy places the organism in Eukaryota, Metazoa, Chordata, Actinopteri, Labriformes, Labridae. Gene Ontology annotation, molecular function: calcium ion binding; molecular adaptor activity; GTP binding. Gene Ontology annotation, cellular component: cytoplasm; presynaptic membrane; clathrin-coated pit. Gene Ontology annotation, biological process: clathrin-dependent synaptic vesicle endocytosis; endosomal transport. The transcript has 8 exons. The coding region runs from base 258 to 1898 and encodes 546 amino acids.
CGGUCACAUCAUCACAAACACACACAGAGGAGUCAGUGUGCUCACAGCGGCGGAGACUCCCCGGUGCACAAACACUCACUCUCUCUCACACACUCUUCCAUACAUACACACACACACACACACACACACACACACACACGGAAGGACUGAGAGAGAGAGCAGAGAGAGAGAGAGCGCAGCCGGAACAUUUGGAAAUAUCGAAACAGGGAAGUGGGAGAGGAGCGCGUGAGUGUCGGUGGAGUGAUCCGCUCAUCAGCAUGUUCAGCUGGGUCAAACAGGAGCAAGGAGGCCGCAACAAAGAAGGAGAGAUGUACCAGACUGUGACCGAGGGGCUGCAGACCCUCUACACCAAGAAGCUGCUGCCUCUGGAGGAACAGUACCUCUUCCAUGACUUCCACUCCCCCGCGCUGGAGCCCGCAGAUUUCCAAAGCAAGCCCAUGGUGCUGCUGGUCGGCCAGUACUCCACCGGGAAGACCACCUUCAUCAGGUACCUGUUGGAGCAGGACUUCCCCGGGAUGCGGAUCGGUCCGGAGCCGACCACAGACGGCUUCAUCGCUGUCAUGCACGGCGAGAACGAGGGCGUCAUCCCCGGAAACGCUCUGGUGGUCGACCCUAAAAAACCCUUCAGGAAGCUCAACGCCUUCGGGAACUCGUUUCUCAACAGGUUUAUCUGCUCCCAGAUGCCCAAUCAGGUUCUUCAGAGCAUCAGCAUCAUCGACACGCCCGGUAUCCUGUCAGGAGAGAAACAGCGAAUCAGCAGAGGUUACGACUUUGCCGAGGUCCUGCGGUGGUUCGGGGAACGUGUUGAUCGCAUCAUUCUGCUGUUCGACGCUCACAAACUCGACAUCUCGGAUGAGUUCUCGGAGGCGAUCAAAGCGUUCAAAGGACAAGACGAUAAGAUCCGAGUCGUCCUGAACAAGGCAGACCAGGUGGACACGCAGCAGCUGAUGAGGGUGUAUGGCGCCCUCAUGUGGUCACUGGGGAAGGUGAUCAACACUCCGGAGGUGGUGAGAGUUUAUCUGGGAUCGUUCUGGGCCAAACCUCUGCAGAACACAGAGAACAGGCGUCUGUUUGAGGCAGAGUCUCAGGACCUCUUCAGGGACAUCCAGAGUCUCCCGAGAAACGCAGCGCUGCGUAAACUCAACGACCUCAUCAAGAGGGCGCGGCUGGCCAAGGUGCACGCUUACAUCAUCAGCCACCUGAAGAAGGAGAUGCCGUCUCUGUUCGGGCGAGAGAAGAAGAAGGAGGAGCUGAUCAUGAGGCUGCCGGAGAUCUACACCACGCUGCAGAGAGAGCACCACAUCAGCCCCGGAGACUUCCCCAACGUUGCCAAGAUGCAGGACAUGCUGCAGCACUACGACUUCAGUAAGUUCCCGUCUAUGAAGAUAAAGCUGAUCGAGUCGGUGGACAAGAUGUUGGCCUCAAAGAUCGCCGUCCUGAUGGCGAUGAUCCGGGAGGAGGAGUCUAAGCUGCCGCCGCCGAUGGUGUCAGGUGGUGCCUUCGAGGGCUCCCAGGACGGGCCAUUCGGUCACGGCUACGGCGAGGGCAUCAGCGCCGGCGCCGAUGCUGAAGACUGGAUCGUGGCCCGUGAGAAGCACCGCUAUGACGAGAUCUUCUACAUGCUGAUGCCCGUCAACGGAAAGAUCACUGGCGUCAACGCGAAGAAGGAGAUGCAGAACUCGCGGCUGCCCAACACCGUGCUCGGAAAGAUCUGGAAGCUGUCCGACUGCGACAACGACGGCAUGCUGGACGACGAGGAGUUCGCGCUUGCACAGCACCUCAUCAAGAUCAAACUGGAGGGAUACGAGCUGCCCACCGAGCUGCCCCCCCACCUGGUGCCCCCGGCCCACCGCAAAAACUCCACUGCAGACGCCAUGUACAACCACAGCGAGGACUAGGGCGCCAAUAUGGCCGCCUGAGGGACUGAGCGAGCUGAGAGGAGGUCAAAAUGUAAAAAAAUAAAA